Dovyalis caffra is the source of this 842-nucleotide messenger RNA. The record is from the annotation of a GenBank genome assembly. Lineage: Eukaryota; Viridiplantae; Streptophyta; Magnoliopsida; Malpighiales; Salicaceae.
UUUCUAUGGAGCUGUUCCAUGGAAUUGGAGAGUUCUUCCGUUUUGCUAUCCCAUCUGCCGUAAUGAUUUGCCUGCAAUGGUGGUCAUAUGAGAUUGUAGUCUUGCUAUCAGGGCUCUUAUCAAAUCCGCAACUUGAGACUUCAGUCCUAUCUGUGUGUCUCACGACGACCUCAACACUUUACUCAAUACCGUAUGGAAUGGGUGCUGCAGUAAGCACUAGAGUCUCAAAUGAAUUAGGAGCUGGGCGUUCACAAGCUGCUCGUAUAGCUGUCUACACUGUUAUGAUUCUAGCAAUUAUUGAAGUAAUUAUAGUAAGCGGAACCCUCUUUGGCACCCGAGACAUUUUCGGUUACAGUUUUAGCAACGAGAAGGAAGUCGUUGACUAUGUUUCCAACAUGGCCCCUCUGGUUUGUUUGUCUGUUAUAUUAGAUGGAUUACAAGUGGUCCUUUCAGGUGUUGCAAGAGGAUGUGGGUGGCAGCAUAUAGGGGCUUAUGUCAAUCUUGCAGCAUUUUAUUUGUGUGGGGUUCCAGUUGCUGCCAUACUGGGCCUUUGGCUGCAGUUGAAAGCAAGGGGCCUUUGGAUUGGCAUACAAGCCGGUGCCAUUUUGCAAACAGUUCUUCUCUCCAUCAUAACAAGUUGUACGAAUUGGGAAAAGCAGGCAAAAGAGGCAAGGGAAAGGAUAUUCGAGCGAAGAUCUUCUGCUGAAAACAUAUUAACAGUUAAUGAAAUCAAUGACAAAAGGGUACCCCGAUUCGAUUACUGUAAGGCGAUAUGCUUGUCAAUAUGUUGGCAUCAUGGCACUUCAGCUAAUGAAUUGUGGGGUCAUGAUACAGCUGCGUAG